Fraxinus pennsylvanica is the source of this 2469-nucleotide messenger RNA. The record is from the annotation of a GenBank genome assembly. NCBI's taxonomy places the organism in Eukaryota, Viridiplantae, Streptophyta, Magnoliopsida, Lamiales, Oleaceae.
AUGGCAGAGGAUUGUUGCUCGACGCAACUGAUUGACGCUAACGGGGAAUUCAAUGCAGCGGAACUUCAGAACUUCAUCGACACCGUCAAACUUCACCAGCGCGGCCUCUCUUACGCCGUCGUAGCAAUUAUGGGUCCACAGAGCAGUGGGAAAAGCACUUUGCUGAAUUAUCUGUUCCGUACAAACUUCAGGGAGAUGAAUGCAUUGACGGGAAGGAAUCAAACGACCAAGGGCUUAUGGAUAGCCAAAGCUGUUGGCAUUGAGCCAUUUACGAUCGUCAUCGACUUGGAGGGUACUGAUAGCCGCGAAAGAGGCGAGGAUGAUGCAACAUUUGAGAAACAAAGUGCAUUAUUUGCUCUGGCAAUUGCGGACAUUGUCCUCAUUAACAUUUGGUGCCAUGAUAUUGGUCGGGAGCAGGCUGCCAAUAGGCCUCUUCUGAAAACCGUAUUUCAGGUUAUGAUGCGUCUAUUUAGUCCUCGCAAAACAACACUUCUCUUCGUCUUACGUGACAAAACAAAGACUCCAUUUAAAUUUUUGGAGCCUAUUCUUAGAGAGGAUAUUCAGAAGAUAUGGGAAACGAUUCCCAAGCCCCAGGAGUACAAGGACACUUCUCUCAGUGUAUUUUUCCGUGUGGAGGUUGUUGCCUUAUCCAGUUAUGAGGAGAAGGAAAAACAAUUCAAAGAAGAGGUUUCCCAACUUAGGCAGAAGUUUUUCCAUUCUAUAUCUCCAGGAGGACUUGCUGGCGAUAGAAGGAGCGUUGUCCCUGCUUCAGGAUUUUCUUUCAGUGCACAGCAGAUAUGGAAAAUUAUCAAAGAAAAUAAGGACCUUGACCUUCCAGCUCACAAGGUCAUGGUUGCCACUGUACGGUGUGAAGAGAUUGCCAACGAGAAGUUCAGUCGCUUGGCAUCUGAUGAAGAAUGGAUGGCUCUGGAGCGAGCCGUACAAAGCAGUGCUGUCCUUGGCUUCGGAAAAAGGAUGAGCUCAAUUUUGGAAAAAUAUCUAUCAGAAUAUGAUGUGGAGUCUGUAUACUUUGAAGAAGGUGUGAGAAAUGCAAAGCGCGAGCAUUUGGAAUCGAAAGCAUUGCAGUUGGUUCAUCCUGUUUAUAUCUCCAUGUUGGGGCAUCUACGUUCUAGAGCACUUGAAAGUUUUAAGACUCGACUGGAACAAUCUUUGGCCGGAGGAGAAGGAUUUGCUGCAUCUGUUCGCAGCUGCAGUCAGUCUUCUAUGGUCGAGUUUGAUCAGGGAUGUUUAGAUGCUGCUAUACAGCAGGCUAGUUGGGAUGCUUCUAAAGUACGUGAAAAACUUCAUUGUGAUAUUGAAGCUCAUGCAUCCGUUGUUCAAAGUGAGAAGUUGUCAGAAUUGGUAGCCAAUUAUAAGAAACAAAUUUCUGCAGCACUCACUGAACCUGUGGAAUCCCUUUUUGAAUCUGGUGGGAAAGACACAUGGGCUUCAAUAAGAAGACUCCUGAAACGUGAGACUAAUGUAGCUGUAUCCACUUUUCCUUCUGCUGUUGCUGGUUUUGAAUUGGAUCAGGCAAUAUUUGAGGAAAUGGUACAGAGUUUGCAGGAAUAUUCAAGAAGUUUAGUGGAGAGAAAAGCAAGAGAGGAAGCUGGUAAAGUCCUGGUGCUCAUGAAGGACAGGUUUGUUACUGUCUUCAACCAUGACAAGAAUUCACUGCCGAGGGUUUGGACGGGGAAAGAAGAUAUUAGAGAAAUCGCAAAGGAGGCCCGCUCUGAGUCUUUGAAGCUUUUAUCCACGAUGGCUGCUGUACAAUUGGAUCAGAAAGCAAGCAACAUAGAGAAUGUACUAUUCUCCACCCUCAUGGACAGGACAGUUGCCCCUCCUCAGAACAGGGGGAAUGAAGUUUCUGGAGAUCCUCUUGCUUCAAGCACAUGGGAAGAGGUCCCUCCAGAGAAGACAUUGAUUUCACCUGUGCAGUGCAAGUCCAUUUGGAGACAGUUUAUUGCGGAAACUGAGUAUACUAUCACUCAAGCUGUCGUUGCACAGAAGACAUACGAGCAACGCAACAGUUGGUUACCUCCUCCUUGGGCAAUCAUGGCAAUGCUUAUACUUGGUCUAAAUGAAAUAAUGUUCCUUUUAAGGAAUCCUCUUUACCUUCUGGUGUUAUUUGUAACAUAUUUGCUUGGGAAAGCCAUAUGGGUACAGAUGGACAUUCCAGCGGAAGUUUGUAUUGGCACUCUUUCUGCGCUUAUUUCGCUCUCAACAAAAUUCCUUCCCACAGUCAUGAAUCUUGUUAGACGACUUACUGCUGAAAGUGAAGAGAGUUUGGAGCCUGCAUCUCCUCCGCGGCUUGCUUCCCAGAGUUUCAGAAAUCAGAUGCAACAAUCUGACUCAAGGAAACAUCCUGUUUUGGAGCAUCUGACUAGUGUUCUACCCCGCCCUAGGAUUGGAACUGAAGAAAGUGAAGAAGCUUUUGCAAACAUUCCAAUAUCUUACCUUUCCAAAUGA